AUGCCUAAGGAUAAAUCUUCCUUUAAAUCUUCCAAUAAAUCUAUCAAUCCUUAUACUGUUAAUAAGAUUCUUAUUCAAGAGGUUAAAACUCUUCAAGGCCAGAAUAAAAAUCUUUUUGAUACAAUAAAUUCACUUAGUAAUACUCUCACUCAGCUUUCAAAUCUUGUUUCUAAAGUUAUUAUUCCUGCAGUUGCUUCUUAUACUGCUGUUCUUCAGUAUCAUAGGUUCUAUGAUAAAGAUUACUAUAUCAUUACUGAAUUUAAAAGUUCUUUGGGUCCUGAAGUUUCAGAGCUUCCUAGUUUCUUUGAUGAAUUUGAUCAAGAUAUCCUUGCCAUUGCCAAUGAGAUUUCGAUACAAUAA
Acaulospora morrowiae is the source of this 360-nucleotide messenger RNA. NCBI's taxonomy places the organism in Eukaryota, Fungi, Glomeromycota, Glomeromycetes, Diversisporales, Acaulosporaceae. The record is from the annotation of a GenBank genome assembly.